This is a messenger RNA of Hemibagrus wyckioides, 2586 nucleotides long. RefSeq names its product lunapark, ER junction formation factor (gene lnpkb). Gene Ontology annotation, biological process: endoplasmic reticulum tubular network organization. Bases 186 to 1457 code for a protein of 423 amino acids. Gene Ontology annotation, cellular component: endoplasmic reticulum tubular network. The transcript is spliced from 14 exons. Lineage: Eukaryota; Metazoa; Chordata; Actinopteri; Siluriformes; Bagridae. The record is from RefSeq and is a predicted model, not a curated record.
CUAGGAUGUUUAAAUGACAUGCUAGUUCGCUGACUAACUAGCGACGUCUAACUAGUGACCCUAAUGAAGAUCAAAUACUACUACUACUACUAAUAAUAAUCAUUUUCAUGAGGUUCUGUGGAAAUUGCACUGAAUAAAAAUACAUAAUAGGUGGAGAAGAAGAAGAGGAGAGGAGCUGCAGUAUAAUGGGGGCCAUCAUUUCCAGGUGGAAGGCGAAACCUUCCACGGUGGAACUUCUGGAGGAUUUGGAUAAGGAAAUUAAGGACCUGGAGGAAUUCCGUGGGAAGAACCAGCGCAUGCAGAAGCUGUGGGUCGGACGAUUGCUCUUCUACUCGGCCACUCUGUACCUGCUCACAUGUUUCAGCGUGUAUUACCUUUACCUGCCCGAGGAGUGGAGCGGCCGGCUGGUCACCGCACUGCCGCUGAUCUUCUUCCCUGUGCUUGUUUGGCUCGCACGCAAGCUGCUCAUCUUCAUCUUCUCCAAACGCACAGAAAAAAACAAUGAAAAGUUAGAGGAUUUAAAAUCAGCGAAAAGAAAAAUCCUUGAGGAGGUGAUGGAAACUGAGACCUACAAAAAUGCCAAGUUGAUUCUGGAAAGAUUCGACCCGGAGUCAAAGGUCAAAGCGGAACCAGAAGCUACUCCAGUUCGACCCCAGAUGACCCCCAAACCAGGACAAGAGGUGCGGCAGCGCCAUGUUGCCAUGGCCACACCCGGACCCAUGCUCCGCCCCCCACAACAUGGGGCCACACCCCUCCGUUCUGCCCCUGGUGGCCCUCCUGAUAAUACCCACGGAGCUCCGGGAUCAAGUCCGGCACCGAGCGGCGGCAUGGAGACGCCACCACAAAUGAGGCGGAGCAUGAGCCCUUACUCACCUGCGCUGGGAACAGGCAUGCACCCCCCAGGUCCACCGAUGGCGCGACCCGUCCUCCCCCGAGAGCGCAGUGCAGUGGACCGGGUCAUCGAGUACCUGGUGGGAGACGGACCACAGAACAGAUACGCUCUGAUUUGUCAGCAGUGUUUCUCUCAUAAUGGAAUGGCCUUGAAGGAGGAGUUUGAGUAUUUGGCCUUUCGCUGUGCCUACUGCUACUUCAUGAACCCAGCGAGGAAGACGCGGCCACAAGCCCCCCAACUCCCAGAGUUCAGCUUUGAGCGCAGGCUUCGCUCCGAGUCUCCUGAUCCACACUCCUCAGCGGCGUCUAACACUCCAGAGGAUAGUGAUGCCCACGAAGAAAAUGUAUUGUCGAGUCCUCGCACCCGUUCCUCAAUAGGUGUAACACCGUGGAGCAAAGUUCACAGUUUCAGCCGGGAACACACAGAUGAUGUGGAGCCCGCUGCCUCCGCCGACAAACCGGAGCCGGAAGAAGCCGACGCCCCGCCCACAAGCAACGGAGGGGAGGAUUUGCCCCGCCCUGAGGAAAGCCCCACCCCCUGCGAGGAGAAAGAAGCUGAGAUCUGAGUUCAGUCGUCCAGCUCUGCUCUGGAUGCUCCAGAUGCUAUGAAUGUUUUCUGCAGGUUUUUAAAGCUGCCUUUUAAGUUAUUUCUUAGUAUUUCUUCUGCUGAAAUUUGUAUUUGCACUAGGUUUUGUUGUUUUUUUUUUGCCAAAUUCUAGUAUUACCUUGACAGAAAAAACGUGCACUGAGCUUUGGUAUUUACUGUGUGUUGUAUUUAACGCACUUUAACUAGCCAGUGGGAGAUUCUGUAGACCUGUGUGUGUGUGUGUGUGUGUGUGUGUGUGUGUUAAAGACAUGGAACUGUGUCAUUUCAAAAACAAUUCUAUAGAAGUUUUUGAAUGAUGCCAGGCUAGUAUCAGGUGUUUUAAUUUCACUGGGUUUAGACAGGGUUUAGUUUUGGGGUUUUUUUUGACAAGACUGAUGGUUUCGUGGUUUUAUUAUUUCAUUCGUUUACAGUUUCGGUUUAAAGUGUUAAGCUAAUUGAUCUCGAUCAAUUUGCCAAUUGCUUAACUUUUACGUCCGUCCGGAUCGAUUGCAUUCUGAUUGUUUUGAAAAGCUUAUAGGUAAUUUAAAAAAAAAAUAAUAAUGUCUUGUGCCUUUAUGAAAAAAAGAAGAAAAAAAAAGAAGAAUUAAAUCCUGGACAUUGCUGGGACUCAGACGCUGUUUACACCUGAUCGUUUACACUUCAUUCGACUGCCAGCUUCUUCCUGAACAUCUUUAGUCUACGGUAUAGUGGCUGUAGUGUCGUGACGUGGACGUAUUUUACCCCCCAGUUAGCGUUCACACCCGCACGUUUCUACAUAAAAUGAUCCGGAUUCUCAAAACGCAUGAAACGAUGGGGUGUGAACUAAAAGUCGAAAAGGCUAGUUUAAAGAACCGCUUCUGCAAAGCUACACAGCGACGAGCUUCUGAGAAACAGCAGUGAGCCAAAUUACGCGUGUGUUUACUGUCGUCUCGGUCAGCACCUCAAAAUCCAUCCUCUCAGCUUUGGCUGUUCUACAGGUCUGUGUUGUGUGUCAGUCUUAGAAAUACACAGUUAUACAGCUUUAGUUCUGUGCAGUUCCCGUCCCGGUGCACGCGGAGCCUUCGACGACUGUCUGUCUAUGCAUACAAUAAAAGUCCUUUUCUAAAAUG